Molecule: messenger RNA, 540 nt
Organism: Nilaparvata lugens (brown planthopper)
Lineage: Eukaryota; Metazoa; Arthropoda; Insecta; Hemiptera; Delphacidae
Product: dual specificity protein phosphatase 19
Exons: 1
Coding region: 1-540 (179 amino acids)
Biological process (GO): regulation of MAP kinase activity
Cellular component (GO): cytoplasm
Molecular function (GO): JUN kinase phosphatase activity
Source: RefSeq, a predicted model, not a curated record
AUGAGUCUCCUAGACCAACUGAAGAAACAAAAAUCCAAACUCGCCCACACCGAAACCGUUGUCAAAACAGUUGACGGCAAAAUUGUGCACGAAAACUUUGUCGGCAACACUUUCACAAAUCGGUUGACAACAAGCUCACAGCCCGGCUACAUUGUUGACAACAAACCAGACCUGCAGAUUGCGAAAAUCACAGAUCACCUGUUCAUGGGAUCACAGGACGUGGCAUGUGACAGAGACCUGCUAGCUGUGAACAAUGUGACGCAUGUGAUUAGUUUGGGUGUAGAUGUGAACAAGUUCCCCGGUAUAGGCUACACGUAUGUUGAUGUUUUAGAUGUUCCCGAGUUUGAUAUACGGAGUGUAUUUGGUGAAGUUUUUGAGGUUAUAGAUGGGGUGAUUCGCAAAAAAGGUGUAAUUGAUGAAGUUUUUGAGGUUAAAGAUGGGGUGAUUGGCAAAAAUGGUGAAGUUUCUGAAGGUAAAGGUGAAGCUUUUAAAGGUAAAGAUAGUAUAAUUAGUGAGAAAGGGAAGUGUAGGCGAAAAUAG